AUGGAAGAAGACACUCUGCCAGUACAAAUAUCCCACUACUUCUCCACCACCUUCAACGCCGAUAUUGCGUGGGCACAAAACUCGCCGGCGACCGACUGGAGUUCCUUCUCUGGCAACGGCCUCCCCAUCCCUUUCGACGGCUUCGAUGAUCAAAUCUUCUCCUGCCUGCUGUCGGACAAUCCACCACUGGCUACGGCUUCCGACGAGAAGCGCCUCCGCAUUUUCCACCUUCUCAUGGCUGCCGCUGAAGCUCUCAACGGCCCCCACAAACAGCGGGCGCUCGCAGGAGUGAUAUUGUUCCGACUCAAGGAAUUGCUUGUCCCGACGGAAUCUGCCGCAACAAUCGUCGAACGCCUGGCUUUACAUUUCACUAAAGCGCUACAAAGCCUACUUUCCGGGAAAGGUCCCUCCUUUCACCGCCAUCCUGCCGCCGACGAGCUCACAGCUCUCCAGCUGAUGCAGGACAUGUCGCCGUACAUCAGUUUUGGCCAUUUAACCGCCAAUCAAGCCAUUCUCGACGCCGUCAGCGGAUUCCAGCAAGUUCACAUCGUUGAUUUUGACAUCAAGGAGGGGCUGCAAUGGCCUUCUCUGAUACAAGCUCUGGUUUCUCAUAAAAACGGAAACUUCACUUCACCCUCUCUCAGAAUCACAGCGGUCGCCAGUGGGAAGUGGUCGACGGCGAAGGUGGAGGAAACCGGUCAAAGGCUGACUGCCUUUGCAGCAUCGGUAAGCCUUCCGUUCUCAUUCGACCAUUGCCGACUCGGACGGAAUCAGAGAUUCCGGCCGGCGGCGGUGAGGACGGUCAAGGGAGAUGCAGUCAUACUAAACUGCGUUCUCCAAUGGCCUCAAACCCCACACCGCACCGCCACCUCCGUUAAAUCAUUUAUCGGCGCCGCCGCCGCCGUCGGAGCAUGCUUGGUGACGGUGGUCGAGGAGGAAAAUGACGGCGGAGAGGCGACGGUGGCGGCUGCGGCGGGAUUUACUGGGAAGUUUAUGGAUGAAAUGAAGAGGCAUUGGGCAAUGAUGGAGGCAUUGGAAGAGGGGUUUCCGAAGCAGAGGAUGGCGAGGGAAAUGGUGGAGAAGGAGAUUUUGGCUCCGAGAAUUGCAGCGGCGGUGUGGAAGGCUUACUGUGAGGAAGAAGGAGAAGUUGGGGAGUGGAUGGCGGCGGCCGGAUUCAGGCGAGUGGAUCUCAGUGGGUUCAAUGUGUCACAAGCUCGGAUGCUGAUUAAGCUGUUUAAUUAUGGUUAUCGGGUUGAAGAAGAAUAUUCGAAUAAGCUCGUUUUGAGAUGGAAAUCGCGGCGGUUAGUUUGCGCCACCACCUGGGCAGUUCCGCCGGCGGCGGCGGCAGAAGCGGCGCGGGAAACUUGCUUAUAACGGAUGUUUUAAGUAAUUUAGGGGUAUGUUUAGCAGAGCUUUUUCAGUCUUUG
Messenger RNA from Dendrobium catenatum, 1427 nucleotides. RefSeq names its product nodulation-signaling pathway 2 protein-like. The record is from RefSeq and is a predicted model, not a curated record. Gene Ontology annotation, cellular component: nucleus. NCBI's taxonomy places the organism in Eukaryota, Viridiplantae, Streptophyta, Magnoliopsida, Asparagales, Orchidaceae. The coding region runs from base 1 to 1374 and encodes 457 amino acids. Gene Ontology annotation, biological process: regulation of DNA-templated transcription. Gene Ontology annotation, molecular function: sequence-specific DNA binding; DNA-binding transcription factor activity. The transcript has a single exon.